AUGGCUCCCGACAGGGGUCCUCACUCUCACUCUCGCUCUCGCUCUUCCUCUACCUCAGUCUCCGACCACGAAGACCAUUCACGGUCGCUUCCCUCCUCAUCAGCCGUCCUUGCGCGACCGGGUCAGCAUCUCACUGCGCGAAACCGCUCCGACCAUGCCUGCUAUGCCGGCUCAUCCACGGCCGACCCGGCCCUUGAUGGAACCAACUUCACUUUGCGCGGGUUAGCGGUAGGCACAGGAAUCGGUAUAAUCAUUUGCUUUUCAAACACAUACUUCGGUCUCCAGACAGGAUGGGUCUCCGGUAUGGCCAUGCCGGCGUCCUUGAUCGGAUUCGCAGUCUUCAAGGCCCUCUCGCCGUAUCUUGCCCUCCCCUUCACCCCCGUGGAGAAUGUGCUGGUGCAGACGGUGGCGGGAGCUGUGGGAACAAUGCCCUUGGGUCUGGGCUUCGUUGGGGUGAUGCCGAGUCUGGAAUUUCUUCUCACAAAGAGUGAAGGUGCACCGAUAGACCUCAGCUUAUGGAGACUCUUCGUCUGGGGCGUCGGUCUUUGCCUUUUUGGCGUCGUGUUUGCAGUUCCGCUGCGGAAGCAGGUCAUCGUCCGCGAACGGCUGAAGUUCCCUAGCGGAACUGCCACCGCCCUCAUGAUCUCCGUCCUCCACGGAGGGGCUAAGAACGAAGGAAGCAAGUCCAGCGAUAUUGCAACGCAAGGCACCGAGGAACGCGAGGGGCUGCUGAGAGAGAGCGAACGAGACGACCAGACGAGCCGGUCAGAUGAGCAUGAUGUCCGAGCUGACUGGAAGAAGCAGAUCCGCCUUCUCGUUGUCGCCUUUUCCGGAUCUGGAGUCUACACAUUACUGCAGUAUUUCGUUCCAGUCCUCCACAGAUUACCCAUUUUCGGCACGUAUCUCGCGCACAACUGGGUAUGGAACCUGAACCCGUCUCCAGCAUAUGUUGGCCAGGGCAUCAUUAUGGGCCCGGCGACGACCUUCCACAUGCUUCUCGGCGCCAUCAUUGGCUGGGCCAUCCUCAGCCCAAUAGCCAAGCACAACGGAUGGGCCCCGGGACCUGUUGACGAUUGGGAGACAGGAAGCAAAGGCUGGAUUGUCUGGGUCAGUCUAGCAAUCAUGCUUGCCGACGCGAUUGUGAACUUGGGCUGGCUACUGCUUCUGCCCACGAUCAAGUAUACCCCCAACUGGAUCAGAUCAGUGAAGGACUACUACCGCGCCAGUUCCUCCUGGGCUGACUUCCUGCCUGGGAGGCGUGUCGCGGGAUAUCUCUCGCUCGACACUUCCCCACGCGCGCAAACCCAAAAGCCGGCUGCGGAUGACACCGACGAGCUUCCCAACGACGCACCACCAGAGCAUCUGGUGUCCGGUCGCACCGUGGCCAUUCUGCUACCACUGACUCUGGUCCUCUGCGUUAUCUGCAUCCACAUCACCUUCGGGAGAUACAUCCCCAUCAGCCUCAACAUUCUCGCCAUCCUCCUUGCACUAGUUCUGUCCAUAAUGGGCGUGCGUGCGCUGGGCGAAACAGACCUCAAUCCAGUAUCUGGCAUAUCGAAGCUAACCCAACUAGUCUUUGCCCUUAUCACGCCCGCAGGCAAACACGCCAACCAUGCAAUUGUGAUCAACCUCCUGGCCGGCGCCGUCAGUGAAGCUGGCGCAUUACAGGCCGGCGACAUACUUCAGGACCUGAAAGCCGGGCAUUUGAUCGGGGCGAGCCCUAAAGCCCAAUUCUACGGACAGAUGAUUGGAAGUCUGGUGGGCGCGUUCGUCUCUGCUGCCGUCUACAAGCUCUAUGUCUCGGUAUACCAGAUCCCCGGCGAACUGUUCGAGAUCCCCACCGCGUAUGUCUGGAUCUUCACGGCCCGCCUCGUCACCGGGAAAGGGUUGCCGCCCAUGGCAUGGCAAUGCUCGCUCGUUGCAGGGGCGGUUUUCGCCCUGACCACCUCCCUGCGGAUCUACAUGCUUGCAUAUCGCGACGAGAAGCCGUGGUGUCGCAAGUUCCAUCCCUGGAUUCCCGGCGGCAUUGCGGUGGCGGUCGGCAUGUACAAUACGCCCAGUUUCACGCUGGCACGCACUGUCGGCGGCAUCAUCAGUUAUUGGUGGGUCGGCUGGAAGCAGCGAAGCGAGACGAAAGUGAUCGUGCUCGCCAGCGGCCUGAUCCUUGGCGAGGGUGUCAUGAGUAUCGUCAAUCUCGUGCUGGCGAGUCUGGGUGUGCCUCAUCUGUGA
Messenger RNA from Capronia coronata CBS 617.96, 2229 nucleotides. RefSeq lists its product as uncharacterized. The transcript has a single exon. Gene Ontology annotation, cellular component: fungal-type vacuole membrane. Gene Ontology annotation, molecular function: oligopeptide transmembrane transporter activity. The coding region runs from base 1 to 2229 and encodes 742 amino acids. Lineage: Eukaryota; Fungi; Ascomycota; Eurotiomycetes; Chaetothyriales; Herpotrichiellaceae. The record is from RefSeq and is a predicted model, not a curated record.